Messenger RNA from Porites lobata, 2796 nucleotides. Lineage: Eukaryota; Metazoa; Cnidaria; Anthozoa; Scleractinia; Poritidae. The record is from the annotation of a GenBank genome assembly.
CAAGAAUCCUACGGUACAGCAGAAGUUGAAGAUAUCUGGAGAACACAAUGGCAGGGUAAGCUUUUCUUUUCACAUGGUACUUGUCAUAGUUGUGGGGUAAUGGUUCUGGUUAGAGGUGAUUUAGAUUUCAAUUUGAUUUCGAAUGGGACGGACAAUGAAGGUCGCUAUAUUGUAUUAAAAGCUGAAGUGCAAGGAGCAAAUUCCUUAUUCGUAAACGUUUAUGUUCCUAACAAAGUUCAGGAACAAUGCCGUUUUAUUGAAAAUCUGAAUUCGACAAUCGAUGAUGUUAUUAAAGAUAAUGAACCUAAGCUUGUUGUGGGUGGGGACUUUAAUGUUACGCUUGAGUCAGAUCUUGACUGCUCGGGUGGAAAUCCAGCUCAAAAGGCUUCAGUUAAAAGUAUUCUGGAUUUGUGUCUUGAUUUUGAUCUGGUCGACAUCUGGAGAAUUCGGAAUCUUACCACUCGACGUUAUACGUGGAGGCAAAGAAACCCAUUUACUCAAAGGAGGCUAGACUUCUGGCUAGUAAGUGGUGUCUGUCAAGAAGACAUUGAAGGAACUCAUAUUAUUCCGUCCAUAGAUUCUGAUCAUUCUGCGAUCAUUCUUCACUUCAACAAUAUAGACCGGCAAAAACAUGGUCCUUCAUUCCGGAAAAUUAACGCUAGUCUACUUAAUGAUGAAAAUUUUGUACUUUUAAUCUACCAAAGUGUUCCGCUUUGGCUAGAUGAGUUUAAAGAGGUUAUCGACAAAAGAAUAUUAUGAGAUUUGAAUAAGUACAUGAUAAGACAGGGGAACGAUAAAUUAAGGAAAAGGCUCGACAAAGAAGGCAAAAGAUAUCUGAUAUUGAAAACUCUCGCAAAGUCUUGGAGAAAAAGUGCGCUAACAACCCUACUACCGAGAAUAUUGAACAACUUGAAAUUUUGAAAUUGGAACAUGAAAAUAUUUAUGAGGAAUUUUCAAAGGGAGCAAUCAUUCGCUCGAAGGCAACUUGGUAUGAAAAGGGAGAGAAAAGUAACAAAUAUUUCCUCAAUCUAGAAUCUCAUCGGAAGGCUAAAAGUUCAGUUCGUAAGGUUUUUAGCGAAGAAGAAUUGUUAGUCACUGACCCUAAAAAGAUUUUGGGGGUUAUUGAAGGCUUUUAUUCUGGUCUGUAUAAGAAGGACGUUCUAGAACCUUCUGAAAAUCUGAUGAAUACUUUUUUUGGAAAUUCCGCGCAUGCCUCGUCUCUCUGUUGACGAUUCUCAAGUGUGUGAAGGGAAGUUAACAAUUGAAGAAUGUGUGAAGAGCCUCAAUUCUUUUGAACCCAAUAAAUCUCCAGGCAACGACGGGUUAACAGUUGAAUUUUACAAUUUUUUGGGGGGAACAUAGUUGGGGAAUUACUGGUAGCCAGCCGCAACUACUCCUAUGACGUCGGAGAAUUAUCAAACUCACAAAAGAAAGCAAUUAUAAUAUUAUUGGGAAAAAAAAGAUAAGGAUAAAAGACACAUAUCUAACUGGAGACCAAUAUCUCUGAUCAAUGUCGAUGUUAAAAUAGGAUCGAAGGCGAUCGCUAAAAGACUGGAAUGUGUCCUGCCCAGUAUUAUACAUUUUAACCAAUGUGCAUAUGUUAAAGGCAGGACUAUUUUUGAUGCGGUUAGAACAAGUAGAAGACAUCUUAGAGUACACUGAGAGAUUUAAAAUCAACGUAAGAUUGAUAGCUAGAGAUUUCAAAAAAGGCUUUUGAUUCUGUAAGCAGAGAAUGUCUUUUUCGUACCUUAUCUGCUGCUCGUUUUGGCUCUUCUUUUAUCCAAUGGAUUCACACUUUUUAUAAUAAUAUUUCUAACUGUGUUUCAAACAAUGGAUAAGUUAAGAAUUUGGAAAUGGAGGGAUCUUACUAUCAUUGGUAGAAUUCAGCUGGUCAAAACAUUUAUUAUCCCCACUUUCUUAUACCGUGCUAGCUUAAUUUGUAUGGACAAGGAAUUUGUAAAUGAAGUAAACAAAAUUAUAUUUGACUUUAUCUGGAAAGGUAAAGACAAAGUGAAACGUCGUGUGCUCGUUGGGGACAUUGAAGAUGGAGGAUUGAAAGCUCCACACUUGGAUUCUAUUAUUAAAACUCAAAGAAUAUUAUGCUGUAAAAAGCUCGCGAGUGAAGACCUUAGUAGCUGGAAUAUUAUUCUUCUUCAUUACCUAAAACCAGUAGGUGGCAAAUUUAUCCUUGGUUGCAACUUCGAUGUAAAAAAGCUGCCUAUCAAGCUUCCGGGUUUUUAUGAGGAAUGUUUAAAGGAUUUUUCGCGAUGCUCCGCAGUAAACAAGGUUAGUCUAGACAAUAUUAAUGCAGUGGAUACUUCAAAGAUCAUUCUGUGGAAUAAUUUUUAUAUCUUAAUUGGUGGUAAAACCGUUUUCAACAAAAGAUUAAUAGAUAAAGGAAUUGUAAGAAUAGGGGAUCUUAUUGCUGAAAACAAUGAAAUCAUAACGAGCAAGCUAAGGGAGUUAAAUUUAUCCCCAUUGGACGGAUUUCAACUUUUUUCAGUGAUCGACGCACUCCCGAAGGACUGGCGUCAUGCGUUGAAGAGUUACGGGUAUGAUCGCCUUGUUUCUUUCGAUCUUCACGAGCAGACUCGGUUGUUUUUAACUGGUAAAGAUGUUUUAUUAAGUAAUGCUGACUCAAAAGGCAUCUAUAAAGAAAUUAGAGACAGAGAAAUUGUUCAACCAACUGCGCAAAAGAAAUAUGUUGAAUUUUUUGAAAAUGAUAAUUUAAACUGGACAGAAAUUUACAGCUUACCCUACCAGGUUGCUCUUGACACUAAGUCACGUGAAUUUCAA